AUGCCGUGCUUCACCUCUGGGAAGCUUGUCCUCACCACGGAGGAGCCGACUCCUACUGGGAGUAGCUCAGUUCCUUUGGUGACGACAUUGACGACUUCUACAUCGGCGGUGAUUACUGAUGGGCCGAGUGUGGGGGAUGAGGAGGAGGAGGUUACUACUCCGACUACGACGACGGCGACGGGGAAUGGUGGGAGUGUUGUCGGGGCUGGUGGUUCACUGGUGCGGGUCUUUGCUGGGGCGGUGUUUGGCGUUGUUGCGUUCGUUUAA
Messenger RNA from Podospora anserina S mat+, 267 nucleotides. RefSeq lists its product as uncharacterized. The transcript is spliced from 2 exons. Bases 1 to 267 code for a protein of 88 amino acids. NCBI's taxonomy places the organism in Eukaryota, Fungi, Ascomycota, Sordariomycetes, Sordariales, Podosporaceae. The record is from RefSeq and is a predicted model, not a curated record.